AUGGCGUCGACAGCGCAACAAGGCGAAAAGAAGAAGCAGCCCAGCCCUCUGCGAUCCGUCAUUGCGGGCUCAACAGCUGGCGCCAUUGAGAUUGCUAUUACCUAUCCCGCCGAAUUUGCAAAGACCCGGUCGCAGUUGAACAGACGGUUAGCAGAGGGCCAGAAGCUCCCGUGGCCGCCGUUCGGCAAGCAGUGGUAUGCAGGAUGCACCACUCUCAUUAUUGGCAACGCAGCCAAGGCUGGAAUUCGAUUCGUGGCAUUUGAUCAGUACAAGGCGCUACUUGUUGACGAGGAGGGCAAGCUGUCUGGACCCCGAACUGUGCUUGCGGGUUUCGGUGCGGGAGUCACAGAGUCAUUGCUUGCCGUGACUCCUACCGAGAGUAUCAAGACCACUCUAAUCGACGACCGCAAGUCCGCCAAACCUCGGUUGCGCGGCUUCCUCCACGCCGUCCCCAUCAUCGCCCGCGAGCGAGGCAUCCGAGGUUUCUUCCAGGGCUUUGCCCCCACGACCGCCCGACAAGCCGCCAACAGCGCGACACGAUUCACAGCCUACAACUUCUUCAAGCAGAUGGCCGAGUCGUACACAGCACCCGGCGAGAAGCUUGGCGCCGUGGGAACCUUUGCCAUUGGUGGUCUGGCCGGUCUGAUCACCGUGUUUGUUACGCAGCCGCUCGACACAAUCAAGACGCGCAUGCAGAGUAUCGAAGCGCACAAGACUUAUGGAAAUAGCUUCAAGUGCGCAACGACUAUCUUCAAGCACGAGGGUGUGUUGACGUUCUGGAGUGGUGCGCUGCCUAGAUUGGCGAGGUUGGUUGUGUCGGGAGGAUUGGUGUUUACUGCGUAUGAACAGAUCCAGGUGUGGUUCAACAAGAUAGAUCCCGACGAGAGGUAUAUUUAA
Molecule: messenger RNA, 897 nt
Organism: Fusarium sp. VM40
Lineage: Eukaryota; Fungi; Ascomycota; Sordariomycetes; Hypocreales; Nectriaceae
Source: the annotation of a GenBank genome assembly